Messenger RNA from Lolium rigidum, 927 nucleotides. RefSeq lists its product as uncharacterized. The transcript has a single exon. NCBI's taxonomy places the organism in Eukaryota, Viridiplantae, Streptophyta, Magnoliopsida, Poales, Poaceae. Gene Ontology annotation, molecular function: protein binding. The coding region runs from base 1 to 927 and encodes 308 amino acids. The record is from RefSeq and is a predicted model, not a curated record.
AUGGGGGACAAUCGCCGCCGCAAGGCUCGGACGGGAGCUGCGACGGUGGCCAAAAUUGACACUGUAGCGGACGACAUGCUCGAGCUGGUGUUCCUACGCCUCCCCUCGCCUCUUGAUCUUAUCCGCGCCGCGUGCGCCUGUAAGCGCUGGAGACGCAUCAUCGCAGGGGACAAUGGCCGCGUGAUCCGUUCCCUCCACGGCGCGCAGUCCUUCCACAUCAUCGGCCACUACCGUGUUGACGGGCGCUCAUACAGCUCACGUCCGCCCGGUCUUAACCCUGCCUUCUUUCCCUCCAAAUCAUGGUCGCAGUGGAAUAACAUCUUACCGACAAGGAACCUCACGCUCGACUUCCUCCCGAAGCCGGAGUCGAGCAAUUUCUGUUGGGAGCUCGCUGACAUUCGGGGCGGCCUCCUACUUCUACUGCUCUUCGACGAAGAGUACUACUCGAAGCCACCAUUACGUCUCGUCAUAUGUGAUCCCCGGACGCGGCGCAUCAGGUCAAUUCCGCUCUCGGCCUGGUUUCACGGCUGCAACUUCCUGGGUACCUUCCUCCUCAAUGGUGAGGCUCCAGGCGCAUAUAUCAGCCUAUCAAACUUCAGGGUGACGUGCGCGCUCAAACGUAAUGGCGUUGCCAGAACAUGCGCGUUCUCGUCCUCCAGCGGCGGCCACUGGACCUCUAGUGCCACACGCGGCACCACUAUGAUUUGCGGCAACGACUACUGGACGGCCAACGGGCUGCCCAUGUUCGUUGGGAGCACCGAGGCCUGCGCCUACUGGCGGGUUCAAAAUGGUUAUCUUGCUCUCGACAAGGAGGCCGCCCAGCUCUCGUUGUCCGUCUUGCCGGAGGCUUUGCGGGGAAAGCCUCACAUUGGGGAGUACGCGUACAAGCUGCCGUGGCCACCUAUGAUCCGAGCUUGCUUAUCCUAG